This is a messenger RNA of Cercospora beticola, 2863 nucleotides long. RefSeq names its product stress-regulated transcription factor RPN4 (gene RPN4). The record is from RefSeq and is a predicted model, not a curated record. Lineage: Eukaryota; Fungi; Ascomycota; Dothideomycetes; Mycosphaerellales; Mycosphaerellaceae.
AAUGGAACCCACACGCUACCGGCAAGGAGCGACCGAAUCGCAGGUGUGGCUCAGCCACACUUGCAAAGCCGAGACCCUAGGAGAUGCCAGGCCUGAGAACAGUCUUUCUGCACACACAAAACCGCAACUCGUCCGCUCCGUCGUCGCAUUCUGGACAGUCAUACCUCACGAAGCCUCUCUCAGCAUCCCGACACGUGCCGCAGCGCCGCACGCAUCUCUGGAAACUUCUCGCCACAACGCUCGGCGUCGACUCAGCACACGGACAUAGUGAGUCGCGGAUGACAUAGCCAGUCCCAGCGGACAGGCCAAAUUCCGGGGUCUUUUUUGAAAGGGAACCGAUGAUGCAAUUGAAUCGUUACUUCCCUUCGAACUUCGACACCUCCAAUUCACACCUCACACACCACAACCCACACGCAUCCUUCACCACGACGACGACACCGCACACCAAUUCCUACCCCUCCGAGCCGCAAAUAUACCAGCAAGCAUUGGCUCUGCUGCGACAGGCACAAGAUUCGUAUACUCCCAACACCACAUCGCACCUGCUUCCAGCACCCGCCGUGCAGCAUACGUCUGCAUCGCUCUUGCUGAAUUCGACACCACCACCGGCCUUGAGGCACGACUCGGCCGUAUCAGACGCCACUGUGGAUUGGCAACAGGGCAUGUACGCGGCGUCGUACAACAGCAACGUGGGAGGAACAAAUUAUUCGCAAGGCCUGCAGCGGUCAGGGAGUCAUCAACGCACUCCGUCAGCCUCGACCGUCGCAUCGACUGGUCCGGCGUCUCCGUACACGUACAACAACUCGUAUCCGCACAUCGCCAACACGGAUCGCCUGCCAGACUCACCGGCCAACUUUGCUGACCAAGCAUUGUUCCCAAAAGCCUUUGCGGCAUCUUCACAAAACACAAACGGGAGCGACUUCGCUCCUGUGGGAUACGCGCCCAGUGCGGCAGCUCAUAUGUCCAGCGCACACCUGGCUAUGAAAAACUUCGGAUUCGAUUACCACAACUCUGAAGACUUUUCAGAUUUCCCGCCAUCAAGACAAUCAAUGUCCAGCUACGGCAACGAUUCGCCGGCCACACCACAAUCUGGUGCUGCCGAAGGCGAUACCAAGACAUACAGCUUGUCGCAGCAAAAUGAUUACAAGCCAUCCAACCCACAUGUGCAACUCUUUCGCACGGAAUCGGCAGCAUAUCAAGAUGAGCUCUACAACCCGAAUCAAGGAUAUGCAUCGUCAGCGCCGAAAUCUCAAGCACAGCAGCAAUAUCUGUCACCGCACCGAAAUUUGAUCACAGAACGUUUGCAAACGGCAAAUUUGGCGCGGUCGACAUCGCCCUCUUCGGCCAUAUCGCGCGAUCGCUCACCCUUCAGAGACGGCUCACCACUUGCACCAACGAAAGAAUGGAAGCCUCAGGUGCAAGAUGGGCGUGUCGGCACAGCCGCGAGCCUACGUCAGCAACAGAAAGACGCGGCCGCAGAGGCUGAAUUUGCCCGCAACCGGGCCUCGUUACAGCGAGAGCCGACCAAGACGAUAUCUCCAAAAGAUGCGCUCCUCGACUACAACGAUAAUGACCAGCAACCGCUGUUCCAAGACAGCAUCCCAGCAGGCUACAAGCAACACCUUAGUGGGACCGAGCAGUGGCCAACCAGUACCUAUAUGGGUGCGCCAAGCGUAGCCUUCGCCGGCCUGCCCGCCACUGGUCAACAGAAUAUCAGUUUUAGAAACGCCACCUCAGCUGACACGGAUCUGUCAGCCAACGGAUUUGACUUUACAUCUUUGCCACAGAGCAAUGGUCAAAUGUCCCACAACCCCUACCAGGCCAACUAUCAAGCUGCUAUUGCUGCACAGAUGAACACACACACCGACUCAACUCCGGACUUCCCUGCUGGUCUGCCCUCUAUGGAGACAUCCAUCAGUGACGCUGGCUUCCCACAAUCAUCACAAGAAAGCAUCGCAAACGGCACAGCCGCAACUUCAGCACCACAGAAGCCUGCCGACACUCGUGCCAAUACUGGAGCUUACACUUGCACAUACCACGGGUGUACACAACGCUUCAGCAGUCCCAACGACUUGCAAAAACACAAGCGCGAUUACCAUCGCUCGCAGCAGAAGAAUAACCGGGAAAGCACGUCACCCAACACGACCGCCGAUGAUGAGUCUUCAUCGUCACCCAGGUCUGAGGCCUCGCCCGCGCCAUCGGGUAACGGCAUGACAUCUGCCGCCAUCCUUGCUAGGAACUCGCAAGCCGGACCUCACAAGUGUACACGCAUCAACCCAUCAACUGGCAAGCCAUGCAACACAAUAUUCUCUCGGCCUUACGACCUGACGCGUCACGAGGAUACUAUCCACAACAACCGCAAGCAAAAGGUCCGAUGCCCCAUGUGCCGUGAGGAAAAGACCUUCUCACGAAAUGACGCUCUCACCCGACACAUGCGUGUCGUGCAUCCCGAGGUCGAGAGCAUGGGCAAGCGACCCAGACGCAGCGACUGAGAGCUUGUAACAUCACCAUCGCAUUCCCGCAACAGCAUUUUCCGGCGAACAGGAUCUUAGAAGAGCAGGCUCAUAGUGUGGCAUUUCUUGUUCAUCUUUUCUUACUAUCAUGUACAAACACUUCUCUUGCACGGAUGAAGAUACCAGUGCUGGGCUGUCUACUUCUUUAUGGCAUGGCGAGGGCGAGCAAGCGUUCACUUUACUUACUACGGUAAUCUGAUGUCACGACUAAAUGAACUGCUGGGUGGCGCAGGUCGCUUGCCAUGAGAAAGAAAGGAAACUUUGUAGCAUUUUGAAGCAUCCGGGAGGAAAAGAAGGAAAGGGUUUUUCGUAUUAGCGAAUGUACCAACAGAACUAUUAUCAUUAUUCCUCCG